AGCACUUAACUGGAGCAAACUUCCAGGAGGUGAAGUGGAUAACUUCAAUCUUUCUGCUCUUAAGUGGAACUUCUGGCCCAUUCUGAUAUCUCCAUUGCAUUCUACAUCAAGAACCUAUCAGUAUUAUUCAGGGUGUGAACAGGAAAUACACUCGACUGCUCAGGCAAGCUGUCGGAGGCAGUUUGCUACAGUUACCUUUCUGAAAACAAGUCACUGGUACAGGUCAGAAAAAUGGACCCAGCUGUUUAUUUCAAAGUCUCAGACUCACAACUUACUUUUACUGCCAACAAUUUCAACCACUUAAAGGUUUCUUCAUCAGAGUGUAGGUCCAGUCUGCCAAAUACUUCCAAGCCGAUUCAGACGACUUUCAGGAGUACAGCAAGAAAUGAUGCUCAGGACAUAAAUGGGAGAAAUACCCCAAGCACAGUCAAAUCACACACAAGUCCAAAGCCUCAAGUGCCUCGAAAACCCUCACAUCUUCAAAAUUCUCCAAUACACCAGACAAGCCAAACUCCAGAGAACAAGGCAUUACACAGUGAGAAAGCGAGGAUGGACACCUUCAUACCAUCCAGCCCGUGCAAAGAGAAAGUUGGCAAGGUGUCUGAUCUCAUAAACCGGUUUCAAGGAAGCAGUCCAGUGAGCCCUAAUGAUUUGAAGAAAGACGUUCAAAGUGGGUCACCUUCUCCUCGAAAUCCUGCAAGACCUUUGAUUAAUUCUCAUCAGCCGAAACUGCUGUCGGACCACCCUAUUCUUCAGCGACAGAGGACAGACACUGUGAAAGCAAAUUGUGCUGCAGAAUUUGCUUCCGAUACAGGGCUUCAGCCAGCCAAUGGACUGGUAAAAUCACUUCCAGCAGAUUGCACUGAAACCAGCAGUCGUACAGUAAACCCAAUGAUGAACAAUAAACAACCAAACAGGGAACAAGCUGCUGCCUUGAAUCAGUUGCCAUCUACAAAUAGCCACACAAGAGCGGAUGACCUAAAUGCUGUCUCGAAUCCACAUGGGAAACAAAGAGAGGCAUUUGAAGUACAAACACAGACCGUUCUGGAAGCAAAGGAAACUUGGAAUGGAGAAAUACCAACAACUGAAAAUGAAUUGAGUGUAGAAAAGAAGGAAACAAAUGAAGAAAAGCUGUAUAAAAUUGCUAAUGAGCUUUUGCUGACAGAGAGAGCUUAUGUGAACAGACUUCAUCUGUUGGACCAGGUUUUCUGUGCCAAGUUGUUGGAGGAAGCCAACAGCAAGGGUUCCUUUCCUGCAGAGGUAGUGGCCAAAAUCUUUUCCAACAUUUCAUCCAUUUAUGUCUUCCACAGUCAAUUUCUACUGCCAGAGCUGGAAACGCGCAUGAAUCUUUGGAAUACUACACCACAGAUAGGGGAUAUUUUGCAGAAAUUAGCUCCAUUUCUGAAGAUGUACGGCGAGUAUGUGAAAAACUUUGAAAAGGCCAUGGCACUACUGAAAACAUGGAUGGGCAGAUCACCACAGUUCAAAGCUAUCGUUGAGGAAAUUCAGAAACAAGAGAUCUGUGGAUCCCUCACAAUACAACAUCAUAUGUUAGAACCUGUCCAAAGAAUUCCUCGCUAUGAGCUACUUCUCAAGGAUUAUUUGAAGAAACUACCGCAGGACUCUUUAGAUAGGAAAGAUGCUGAGAAGUCCCUUGAAAUUAUCUCCACUGCCGCCACCCAUUCGAAUGCGGCAAUCCGUAUGAUGGAAAAGAUGAAGAAGUUGAUCGAUGUGUAUGAAAUGUUAGGUGGUGAAGAGGAGGAUAUAGUUAAUCCUUCAAAUGAACUAAUUAAAGAGGGACAAAUCCUUAAACUGGCUGCUCGCAACACUUCCUCACAGGAAAGAUAUCUUUUCUUGUUAAACAACAUGUUGCUGUACUGUGUUCCAAAGUUUAGUUUGGUAUUUACAAGAUAUACUGUUCGAACGAAAAUUGGCAUUGAAGGCAUGAAGGUCAUUGAGACCCAUAACAAAGACUAUCCAAACACAUUCCAGGUCUCUGGAAAAGAACGAACAUUAGAGUUGCAGGCCAGCUCUGAUCAAGACAAGGAAGAAUGGAUAAAGGCUCUAAAAUAUACAAUACAGGAUUUUAAUCAGAAAAAUGAAACUUUCAGAUCUGCAAUAGCUAAAGAAGGGGAGGACCAGGCUUCUGAAGUUUCAACAGCAGAAUUGGGAAUGAGGGCGCCGAGGUGGAUUCGUGACAAUGAAGUUACUUUGUGCAUGAAAUGUAAGGAACCUUUCAAUGCACUGACGAGGCGAAGACAUCACUGUCGUGCAUGUGGAUGUGUUGUAUGUUGGAAGUGUUCUGAUUAUAAAGCAAGCCUUGCCUAUGACAGCAACAAACCCAACAAAGUAUGUAAAGAUUGUUAUGUCAUAAUAACAGGACAAACUGACAGUGAAGAGAAAGAUGAUAAAAAAAAGAAAGGAAUUCUUGAGAUUGAGGCUGCUGAAGUCUCUGAAAAUUGUAUCAUCUGCAAUUUUCUUCAUUAUCUGGAGAAGCCUGCCAAACCAUGGCAGAAAGUGUGGUGUGUGAUUCCUAAGAAUGAGGGAUUGGUUCUGUACAUGUAUGGAGCGCCCCAGGAUGUGAAGGCACUAGCCACAAUUCCUCUUCUUGGCUAUACGAUAGAAGAAAAUCCACGAGGUGUUGAUGGGUCUCAUGUGUUCAGCCUUAAACAGUCGAGGUUCAUCCAUACUUUUGCUGCAGACUCUGAUAAUCAGAAGCAACAAUGGCUAAAAAUAAUCAGCAUGGCUGUAAAGGGGGAAACACCCACAGACAAUGAUGAUUUCAGUAGCGAUGAGGCCUCUACUUGUUGACUAAGCAUUCGGUCUGAGGCAGGUUAAGCUACCAGUAGAUGGCGCAGAGAAUCCAAAGCCACUUAAAGGAUGUGGUAUCUUAUGUGGAAAAAAAAUGUAAAUCUUCUUCAAAUGAAAUGUCUGUAUUCACUAUCUCUUGUCCUUACAUCUCUGAACAAUCCUACAGCAACCAACAUCUGCAUUAUUCAAUCACUUUUGUAAUUAUUGACACCAGAUCUCUUGAGUGUCUGGGUUAUCCAUAAACACAGUCCAGCAUGAACUUAUAGCAUUUAAGAAAACACUGGACAUUUAAAUAAGCUCUAAGUUAUGGUGAUGUUAUACUUUCUGUCUUUUUGACUGCUUUUUGUUCAAGCAGUAAAUUUAAUGUGGUGCACAUGAUGCAUAGGCAGAAUGGGAAUUUAUGAACUGUGAAGUUGUGAUCCAUAGCUCAGAUACCCAGACUGCCUUCUGAGGUUUCAAUACAAAAGAACAAACCUAAGUUUUUUUUUGAGACUAUUAAUCUCUGUAUUUGAAAUUGAUUUGUCUGACUUCCUUGUGCUUUAAGCAGUGGCAAAGAAAUGAUGUAUUAUUGUAUUUAUUAAAGCUAUAAGUACCCUUUUAUUGCCUCACCUGUAGCAGGUGCAGGUUAACUUGGUAUACCCAAAGGUACAUGUGCAUAUAAAGUGGUUAAUUAUUAAGAAUUAACCAGCUUCCUAAACUAAAGGCAUCCAGCAACCAUUUAAUAGUGAUAAUUUUGCUGCACUACAAAAUGAUAGGAAUUGGCAUUGACAAAAGAGAACAGGUUAAUCUCUUAACUCUUAAUAAAGGAUUUCAGUGGUGACUCUCCACCCUCAGUUGAGCAAAUGGUCAACCAAGGAUGGAAUUGACAAUCAGAAAAAGGCAGAAACAUGCUAAUCUUCAUAAUUGUGUUCAGCAGUGCUAUUGCCUUUGUCCUGGGGGAAGAUUAAUCUCUCAUCCCCUCAGACUAUGAACAGUAUUUGAUGACAGAAGAGGGUGACCCUAUAAAUUGGGAGGAGAGAAAAUCAUCUACAAAAAUUCAGUCAGGAAAUAAACAUAAAACAAACAUAUUGGGCACCAAAAAUAUAUCUUUAACAAGAUAGACACUUUAACCUGAAUAAAUUAUAGAGUCAAAGGCUCCAUAACACACUAAGAGAGGGUCCGAUUGAGUAUAAUCUAAAUAAGUCAAAUGAAAUAGUUUAAACUCAUUACUGCCUUCAGAUCCUGUUAUCUUGUAUGUAAAUAUGUACAAUAUAUGGAAAAACAGCUCAUUCUCCUUGCUUGCAAAUUUUCUGUAGAAUGAUGAGAUCAAACAGAUUUAAAUAUUCUGAUGCUAAAUGACAAGAGCCUCUCACAAAAUGUGAUAGGAAAAUGAGCAGCUGAAGAGAAAAGCAAAAUUGCUGAUUUUAAUUACUUUACAGUGUGGAUUAAUGAUCUAUUUAUCUUGAUUGUUUAACAGUCUUUGCUACCUGUUCAUCUUUAACUAUAACAUGCAAUGUUUGGUGACUUUGUUUAUAUGUAGAAUUUGAAAAGCAAUCCUGGUUCAGAUCACUGGAAAGCUUUGCUCCUGCUGUCCAGUCCACUGAUCAGAGAAAUUUUGUUGAGUACAAGUGCCCAGUAUUGCAAGUUAAGCAUUGUCUGUCAUUGCUCUCAUUAUAAAAUGAUCUGGAGCAGGAAUAGUUCAACUUUAAUUCAAGUGAACUGUAGCAUUUGAAAUUUUUGUAUGUGUCUGGAGAUUAAGGGUUCUCUUCACUUGAACAUGCAACAAAAUGGAGACCAAACAAGCUACUACAAUUAAUCUUUUUAAAUAGGAUAUCAUUCCAUGGUAUCUCAUGGCAGAUAUGAUCUGUUAAAGAUAAUGUGCAAAAAUAUUUUUAUAAAUGAAUUAGAUUUUUGCCACACAUACCACAAGGCAAAAACCUGUUCCCUAAGUCGUGUCAAAGAAAUGCUUGUUAAAUACAUUUUUCUGCUGAUAAUGCUUCUUUAAAAAAAAUAUAUAACCCAUUUAUGCUACCCUUAUCCAGAAAGGAGUGAGAAGUUUGACAUGCCUUCUCUCCAUUCACACUCUCCCACCAACCCUACACAAACACCACCUGCUUUCAGUUUCAUCUAAGAUGCCCUGGCACUUGUUCAUGCUCAGUACCACCUCAGGCCCACAGAACCGUCCCAUGUAUCUUUUCAAUGUACAGCUCAUGAUCAGCUGGGACAAUGUUUGAGCAAGAUUAGAAUGGUUCAAGAGGGGCUUAAAAUAAAAGGUUCUUAAGAUGUAAAUGCAUUUUCUGACAAAAAAGCAGAUGGUAUUUAUAAUAAGUUUGUGAGGGAGCAGGUUGCUCUUGAAGAUUGUCUCCGCUUGAAAAAAAAAGUUAUUUAAUGAUAUUGCAAAAAAUUAUCAUCGAAAAGAAUGCUUGUUAACCAGAUAGUAAGCCAGAUAGUAUUAAAUCCCAGGGAAAUGCACUGUAUUGUGAAUUUUAAACACUCCAUUUUUAAAGAAAAGGUUAAUUUUAUGUGGUAAAUGGAGCACUUUAGAGUUCAUUCACUUGAAUGCUUACACUAACUCCACUGUGCACGAUGACUUAGAGAACGUACACGUGUCAUUUUAUCUUUUAUUCUACUUUACCAGUUUUGUGAAUGAGUGCUAUGGAUCUUUAAUUCCAUUUGCUCCACAUUGCAGAAGAUGCUUUACAUUACAGUAUCUGCGCUCUACACGUUGGAAGACUUGUUUUUGCAUGUUUGUUUUAAAUAUUGUUCUGCAUUCACUGUAAUCACCCAGCCUCAAACUUGCUUAAUUUGUAUUAGCACUUCAACAUGUUAGCACACACAGGCUGUAUCGUUGAUAUCAUAAUUCCCAGCAUAGUUUAAAUUGAAAAUGAUUGCAGUGUUCUUUAAUAUUGAUUGGCUGGCAUGAGAAUUCAUGUAUAUACAGUCUUUGUAAAUCUCCAAUCAGUACAGUAUUAAAAGUGAAUCAAUAGAA
Messenger RNA from Pristis pectinata (smalltooth sawfish), 5779 nucleotides. Its product is annotated as FYVE, RhoGEF and PH domain-containing protein 4-like. The record is from RefSeq and is a predicted model, not a curated record. Gene Ontology annotation, cellular component: cytoplasm. The transcript is spliced from 19 exons. Gene Ontology annotation, biological process: cytoskeleton organization; filopodium assembly. The coding region runs from base 232 to 2811 and encodes 859 amino acids. Lineage: Eukaryota; Metazoa; Chordata; Chondrichthyes; Rhinopristiformes; Pristidae. Gene Ontology annotation, molecular function: guanyl-nucleotide exchange factor activity; metal ion binding.